AUGUCGGAAACGUCCAAAAGACGAGGCGGGAGACCUCCUAGAAAAGCCAAAUCCGAUGACUCAGGAAAAGAAAAAAUCAAAUGGACCCGAAAUACGACACAGGGCCUUCAGUCCAAGGAAGACGCUGUAGAGAAUGAGGAUAAGAGAACUACUUGUAUUAUCUGUGCCAACCCUAUAGUCUAUGGCUCCAUUACCACGUGCAAUCAUUUGACCUGUAACAAGUGUUCCAUUCGGCAAAGAGCCCUAUACAAGAAGAACCAAUGUUUAGUGUGUCGUUCAGAGAAUGAGUCUGUCAUUGUGACGGCUGACUAUCAGCUGAAACCCAUAUUUGACGAUUACAAACCUCAGGAUUUUAUCCCGAAUGACAACAAGCUUGGUAUGAAAUUCACUAGUGAAGAGGCUGCUGGUGCAACACUGGAUUUACUCAAACUGACGUGUCCAUUGAACUCCUGUAAGGAAAGCAAGGAGUAUGGCUCUUUCAAAAAACUUAACCAACACUGUAGAGAGGCCCAUGACAGACAGUUCUGUUUGAUAUGUGCCAACUUUAAGCAUGCAUUUCCCUCAGAACUAAAGUUAUACACGCAAAAGAAAUUACAAACCCACCAAGUUUCAGGAGACGAAAUAGGUUUCAAAGGACAUCCUGUGUGCAUGCUCUGUCCCAAUAAACAUUUCUACUCAGAUGACGAGUUGUACGCACAUCUCAGAGAAAAGCAUGAAAAGUGUCAUGUAUGCAACGAACUAGAUCCAACGAAUCCCCAAUACUUUAGAGAUUAUGACCAGCUGUUCAAUCAUUUCAAUGAGGUGCAUUUUCCUUGCAAUGUUCAAGAAUGUCUGGAUCAAAAAUUUGUGGUAUUCAAAGAUGAAUUUGACCUUCAAGCUCAUAUGAUCAGUGAACACCCGAUGUUGGUCGGUAACCGAAAGACAUUGAAUUUGUUCGGCGGUUCAAACUCUAAGAGUGUUACCACCCCUCACAAUAACAAUAAAUUUAGAUCGCAAUUAUCCACACUCCCAUCCCAAGCUACUGCACAUGAUGUCAAGAGAACACGUUUUGAAGAAAGAGCCCGUCAUUAUAUUCAUUAUGAUUCUGCGAAGUUCGAUGAGUUUAUCACCGUCAAUGAAGCCUACGAUGCUGGACAUUUAACUGCUCAAAACCUCCUUUCAAGGUACAACGAAUUGUUUAAAUUUCAAAAACCAGAAGAGAUUAACCUCCUAAUAUAUGAUCUAUCUGAACUAUACCCUAAGAACUCCUCCAAAGCAAUUGAUUUAGUCCAGCUCAAUGCUGCCCAUGACAGGGAGACAGAAUUCAAUCAAAAGUACCCAUCUCUCAACAACACAGAUCUAUUCACACCACAUGGUUGGGGGAAUAAUCCAAUUAGAGCCAACAAGAAGGGUGUUCUUUCAGAACAACGUUUUCCCAAACCUGCAAAAAGCACUUUAUCAACUCCUACAGCAUUCCCUAGUAUUCAAUCCGCCAGAACCAAACAGAAACCUAAACCAAAAACUUUUGGCUUGGACCCUGAAAAGUUCCCUGCAUUACCUCAAAAUACAACCAAGAAGUACCCUAGAGUUCGUCCAGUUGAAAAUGGACCAGGACAAUGGGGAUCUUCUCCGGCUAUGUCUGCAAGUUCUUCAUUGAACAGUUCUGCGAACUCCUCCUUUGUCGACUUGAACUCCUUAGAUGCUGCUCUAACCGAUAAAAAGGACAAAAGAAAGAAGAAGCAAAUCUUAUUUAAAGUUGGGAUAUAG
Komagataella phaffii GS115 is the source of this 1746-nucleotide messenger RNA. Its product is annotated as zinc finger protein. The transcript has a single exon. Gene Ontology annotation, biological process: rescue of stalled cytosolic ribosome; protein ubiquitination. Bases 1 to 1746 code for a protein of 581 amino acids. Gene Ontology annotation, molecular function: ribosome binding; ubiquitin protein ligase activity. Lineage: Eukaryota; Fungi; Ascomycota; Pichiomycetes; Pichiales; Pichiaceae. The record is from RefSeq and is a predicted model, not a curated record.